UGACCGUCAGUCAGGAAAGGAAGAAUGAAGGGAGGAAAACUAUCCGCUGGCGUCCAAUAACACGCUCAAAAGAUCGGAAAUGGGAUAGAGAUGUUCGGCAAGGGCUGUUUUGAUUGACUGUUGGAAGCGUGAAGGGCUCACAGAAGAGCUUUGAAAGAAAGAGACCAUAAUGAAAUUAAAUGAGAGGAGCGUGGCGCAUUAUGCCACAUGCAACUCUCCUCCAGACAAGACGGGCUUCCUCUUUAAGAAAGGGGAACGGAACACGGCCUAUCACCGCCGCUGGUUUAUUCUGAAGGGCAACAUGCUGUUCUACUUCGAGGAGAGGGAAAGCCGAGAGCCGAUUGGUGUCAUCGUCCUGGAAGGCUGCACGGUGGAGCUCUGCGAGUCUGAAUCCGAAGAGUUUGCUUUCGCCGUCAAAUUCGACUGCGUCAAAGCGAGGGUCUACAAGAUGGCAGCGGAGAACCAGGCCGCUAUGGAAUCGUGGGUCAAGGCUCUGUCCCGGGCGAGUUUCGACUACAUGCGGCUGGUCGUGAAGGAGCUGGAGAGGCAGCUGGAGGAAGUGCAAGAAGAAGCCAGAUCUUCGCAAGCCAAAAGCAAGCAGAAGAAGCACCAGACGCAAUCGCAAGGAGCAGCGAGCUUCCAACCCGCGGCCGCCAUUACGGGGCCUUCGCUGGAAGGGGUGUCUGGCAGAGAAAACGGGGUGUCUUGGAGUAAGCCCACCGGCGUGCCGAACGGGGUCAGCGAGGGCUGCGUCUGGGAGGGGGACUGCAGCGGGAGGGGGGAUGGAGUCAAACCGCCUCCGGUACCUCCACGGAGGAAGACCAACGGCGGCUCACUCGAGAGCCCCGUUUCACCCGGCACAGGCUGCUUCUCCAAACUGCACGACUGGUACGGCAAGGAGGUGGCUGAACUGAGAAUAGAAUGGCUGCAGAGCCAGUGAAUGAGACUCGAAACAUGCAUUUGCACAAAAGACGUGUUUAAGUGCAAUCUCGGUUGAAGACACAAUCGGUCAAAUUCAUCUAAAAACAAAGAGAGCAAUAGAAUGAUAAUCACUCGUCCGCUGUUACGCUAAACAAGACCUAGGCGGUUUUUAGAGGAACUUUGUGUAAUUUACUCACCCCCUCAUGUCUUUCCAAACCUCGCUGGAAAAUCUAGUUCUUAAAUACGGGAAGGUACAGUAAAUCUUAUGAUAAAGAAAACAGCAGUAUUUACCUGCAUAUAUUUUUACUAAAGCGUUUGAAACAAAUAGUGCAAUAUUUUAUGCAAGUGCAGUGUUUUUCAUUAAAUAUCAUUAAAAAAAAAAAAGUAUGCAAAAAAUGUACUCGUCCUAUUGCAUCUAAGAUGUACGUAGAUGAGUUUUGGAGAAUUGUAGCAUUGCAUCAUUUACUUAUCAGUGUGAAUGGGUGCCGUCAGUGUCCAAACAGCUGAUUAAAAACGUAAUCUAUUAUAAUGCCCCUCUCACAUCAAAAGCCACCGAUGCUUUGUUUUUCGUUGUUUGGGAUUGUUUUUGACUGCAUAUUUCUCUCCUGAUUCAGACUAGAUGAUUUUUACUUGUGGUUUAUUGUAAGGUUUUUAUCAGCUGGUCGACGGCACCCAUUCAAGUUUCAUUGGUGAGCAAGUGAUGAAAUGCAAAAUGUUUCCAAAUCUAUUUGAACGAGCAAACAUUUACAUCUUGGAUUGCCUGAGGGCGAGUCAUUUUUUUUUAAGCAAACUUUGUUUUUUAGAUUAACGAUUCCUUUAAUACAAUAAAAAAACAUUGCAAUUCCUUGAACUUUGUUGUGGGCUAACCCUAUAUGAAUCAUUGACUGGUGCUUUUAAAUAAUUCAUUACACAGUUUUAAAAUGAAAACAUUUCUACAAUGUUUGCAACUUCUAUUUAAAUAAGAGAUGGAGAGAAGAGAAAAUAAUAUUAACAUUCCUUUACUUUGCAAAUCUAAAAUAAAUCUAAUGGCUUGAAACCUAAUUGCAAAAUUAAUUAAAAUCUUCAGUAAUCUUAAUUACAGUGUUGCAUUGUUGAAUUAAAUAUGUUUAGCAAACUCUUCAGUGCUUUGUUCCUUUAAAAAAAAAUAAAUAAAUCAAUGGACACUGGUUCUGUCCAGGUUAAAAAAUGACAAAAAGCACCACAUUAAAGUAUCAUAAAGCUAGGUUUACGUCUUACAAACUGAUAAUAGCUUAGUGUUAGGAGACGCCUAACAUUUAUGCUUUUGCAUGUUUCUCAAGGUUUGACGUUAUUAUGUCAAACAUUGGCUUCUUGCAUCUUGUUGCAAUUAAAACUUGCAUGAUGUGUCUUGAUGCAAGAGUUUAGGAGAAAAGUACAAUUUUUAAAUAUGCCACACAAAGAUUUAUGACUUUACAAUACUUAGAUUUGGUGCACAGGUCGUAUGGACUACCUAUGAACGAGGGGGACUUUUUGUGCUUGUUCAAGCAAAUAAUAUGGGUUUGAAGCGACAUGAGUACGAGUAAAUGAUGCUGUUUUCUUUUUUCGUAUGAACUUUCAUUUAGGGAUUUUCCUAGAACCUCACUCUUAGCAAAUUAGUAUUUUUUUUAUUAGAAUUUCUUUUUUAUUAUUGCGUAACGACACAAAUUUCUUUCUUCGCAAUGUUUGUUUUGAUAAAGAAAAGCGGUACCGGGUCCCUGUUUUCAGAUUGACGGACACUUGAAUGUAAGUAUUAUAGUGCCAAAGCUGGUCUGUGGCAAUUUGUAAUCAUUUUACAAUAUAAAUUAGAAAAAAAAAUGACUUUACAGCACAAAAAGUUUAAUGUAUCUCCAAAUAUAUGAAUUUUAUGCUGUAUUUUAAGAAAUCUACAAUCCAACCUGCCAAAAACGUAAUUGCCAAAAUGAUUUCUAACUUUUAAGUAUGUAAUAGUGUCUCAAACAAUGGACUUGUUAGCCAGCUAAUAUGUAAUCUUCCAUUGAUGACUUUUUUUUUAAUAAGCAUCUAUAAUACACCGUUAUUUAAUUUUAGGGUUAAUGCAUCAUAUGUUAUCAUUUUUGCCAAUAAACUUGUUAAUGCUUUGCCUUUUAAAACUGACCAAUUAUAGUCAUCAUACUGUGACCAACAUUUAAUACGUUAUAGAAUAUAUAUAUAUAUAUAUAUACAGACAGCUUAUUAAUGGCUUUUGUAAAUGCAUCUUAAUGGUACAGAUUGUGUGCAAUCAUAUAAUCAUAUUUGGGGAUAUUUUACCUAUAGUGACACUAAAUGGGAGACGUGGCUGGCCAACCGCAGUGCCUUCAGAUUUCAUCCAAAACACUGUGUUAGAUUCCACAAUGCAAAUAGUAAAACAUCAGCGAAUAAGAGAUGAAUGUGGAUAAACAGCUUGUGUAUUAACCAGGUACUGGUAGUAAAAUGACAACCACUGCAAUAAAGUUAACCUGUUGCUGAAUGAGGUUGUAUUGCAAUAACCAGGUCUGAAUGUUUGGUCGAAACGGCCUUUGAAAAUUACAUUGGAUAGAAUAUUAAAUAUGAAGGAAGCAAGAAUGUAUGUUUAAUGUUUUCAAAUAAAGAUGGGCAUCUUCAUAAAAUA
Molecule: messenger RNA, 3523 nt
Organism: Puntigrus tetrazona (Sumatra barb)
Lineage: Eukaryota; Metazoa; Chordata; Actinopteri; Cypriniformes; Cyprinidae
Gene: pheta1
Product: PH domain containing endocytic trafficking adaptor 1
Exons: 3
Coding region: 170-940 (256 amino acids)
Biological process (GO): receptor recycling; retrograde transport, endosome to Golgi; endosome organization
Cellular component (GO): recycling endosome; early endosome; trans-Golgi network
Source: RefSeq, a predicted model, not a curated record